AGAGGGAGGGAGAGAGAUGUAGUCAGCAACAUGUAGGCUCGCUGAGUAAAGAAAAGCUCGAUACUGUGUAUAGGUGCAACAUUUGAAUAUAUAGGCUACACAACGGGAGAUAACCCGCAGGAUAUGGCCAGGAGAGGAAUGGAUGUAUUGUGGAUGGAGAGACGAGGGGAGAAGAGAGUUUCGGGCUCCUGAAAAACAGUCCUUCUUCGCCUGUGAACUGCCGCCGUCGCUGCUCUGCCCACCGAACUGCACCCCCCCAUGGCAGCCAAGCCCGCCCUCUCCCUCCUGUUGGCCGUGUUGGCCUGCACGGGGCCCGCCCGCUCCUCCCCUCCCCUCUUGCUCCGCCCCCGGGAGCGAGAGAGGGACUUGGGUGUAGUCAACAUCGCUGUGGUCCACUCGGGCUACUCCCUGCUCCCGGAGACGGCCGCUGCUGGGGGAAUGGGCGCCACGAGCGGGCCGGGGGGUCCUCAGGGGAGGGGGGCCUCGUCGUCAUUGGCUAUGGUGGCGGCGUCUGCGCCGCUGGCGUCUGCGUCAGCGGUUCUGGUGGGCGGUAGCGUGAUGACGCAGUAUGGCCCGGCCAACGUGAUCUAUCUGACGGUGAACGAGAGCAGCCCGGCGAGCCUUCUGCUGCAGCUGUGUGAGCUGCUGGCCACUACGCCGCUCCAGGGGCUGGUGUUCGAGGAGGAGAGGCCCCCGCCACCCGACCAGGCUCCCCUGGCCCCCAUGCUGGAGUUUGUCUCGGCCCAGACCGGAGUGCCCGUUGUGGCCGUGGGAGGAGGGGCCGGACUGGGCAGGGAGCCACAGGAAAGCGGCUCCAUCUACCUCCAGUUCACCUGCUCUACAGCCAUGCAGCUGGACGUGGUCUUUGAGGUGCUGGAAGAGUUCGACUGGACCUCCUUCUCCGUGGUGGCCACGCGUCACCACGGCUACGAGGACUUCCUGGCCAUGGUGGAGGCACUGACGGACGGAUCCUUCAUCGGCUGGGAGAAGAAGGGAGUGGUCAUGCUCAACGUCACCGACGACCCGGGAGGGACGCGCGCGAGCAGGCUGCUCAAGGAGAACGAGGCGCAGAAUGAGGCCAUCAACUACAUGCGCUUUGCACGCUCCAAGAGGAUCAUCAGACUCAAGACCAUUGACUCCUGCUUCGAGGACCUUAAAGACAGCAGGCUAGUGGAGGAGACAUUCACAGUGGACGAGGUGCGGGACAUGCUGGAUGGGCUGCAGCUGGUUGUGCGAGGGGAGGUCGAGACAGAGCUCAUCAACACGGCCCACACCAACGUGCUGCUGCUUCGGCAGCUCUUCUCCCAGGCUGAAAAGUUCUACCUCCGUCUGCAGACUGACAUAUCGGAGCUGGAGAACAGAGAGUUGUUAGAGCAAGUGGCUGAGUUUGAGAAUACUGAGUUUAAAAACCCAAAUAAGACUAACCAAGAAAUUAGCACGCCCAAGUUAGCACCGCUGAAUGAAGGUGGGGUAUCUGAACUUCUCAACAAGGAGAUAUCAAGGCUACAAGAGGAAAAUAAUAAGCUCAAAGGCAGGCUCCGGACUUUGGAAACCCAGGCCAUGGGUGCGUUGGAUGAGAAGACCAGGGCGGAGAGGGCUCUCAAAGACUUGCAGAAGGUCAAGGGGGAACAGCAAAUGACCACCCGUUCUCAGGAGAUCACUAGUCUGGAGGACACGGUGGCAGCACUGCAGGAAGACUACCAGAAGUCCCUGAGUGUCAACGCUGCCUCCCAAAGAGACCUGCAGGACAACCUGGUGUCUGCCAAACAUGACCUGCUCAGGGUACAGGAACAACUGUCCCUGGCAGAGAAGGAGCUGGACCGGAAGUUCCAACAGACUUCUGCCUACCGCAACAUGAAGGAGAUCCUCACCAAGAAAAAUGAGCAGAUCAAGGACAUCAGGAAACGGCUUUCAAAAUACGAGUGCGUCUCCUCUACUGCUCCCGGAGGAGGCGGCGCUGAUCUUCAGGCGGCCUGGGCCUCGGGUCAGGCCGGACACUCCCACAUGUGGUUCGCCGUGGGGCCAGCCCUGUCCGGCCUUGGCCUGGAGGGCUCCCCAAGGCCCUGUUCGCAGUGCGGCCGCAGGGCUGGAGAGACGAGCCCCGCCGGAGGAUCGCCAGGGGUGUCUGUGCUGACCCACGGAGCCAUGGCUCUGAGGAAGGAGUACGGCUGGGCCGAGGGCCACACUACUUUGCAGGCAACUGCCAGACAGAUGGCAACCAGACGCAGAGGGUGCCAGAACAGGAUCAGGUUCUUCAGUAACAUUACGCUGAGUGGCCGGGACUACUCGUUCAACAGUGACGGCUACCUGUCCAAUCCAGUGCUGGAUGUGAUUUCCUACACCGAAGGGAAAGGCUGGGAGGAGGUUGGCACGUGGCAGAACGGUGUUCUGGAUCUCAUUAUCCAGCCCUUUUCACGCUACGGCUCCUUCCUCAAGCCGCUGGACGACACCCAGCACCUCAAGGUGGUCACCCUGGAGGAGAGGCCCUUUGUCAUUGUGGAGCCAGCRGACCCAGGCACCAACUCCUGCAUCCGGGACUCGGUGCCCUGCAGACUACCGCUCAACACCACCAAACGGGCAUCAAGCGUCAUGGUCUCCCGUAGCACCACCGUCUCGCCGUCGGCCUUCCUUGAGCCAUACAGCCCAGCUGUGUGGGUGAUGAUGUUCGUCAUGUGCCUCUCCGUGGUCGCUGUCACAGUCUUUAUUUUCGAGUUCUUCAGUCCCGUCGGCUACAACCGCAGCCUGCAAAGUGCGAAGAAGACAGGGGGCUCUAAAUUCACCAUAGGGAAGUCUAUCUGGCUGCUGUGGGCUCUGGUCUUCAAUAACUCAGUGCCUGUGGAGAACCCCAGAGGAACCACCAGUAAGAUCAUGGUGCUGGUGUGGGCCUUCUUUGCUGUCAUCUUCCUGGCCUCCUACACGGCCAACCUGGCAGCCUUCAUGAUCCAGGAGGAGUACAUCGACACUGUGUCUGGCCUCAGCGACAAGAAGUUCCAGCAGCCCACUGAGCAGUACCCCCCACUCCGAUUUGGCACCGUCCCCAACGGGAGCACCGAGGAGAACAUCCGCAGCAACUACGCCAACAUGCACAACUUCAUGAUKCGCAACAACCAGAAYGGCGUGGAGGAGGCCAUCGACAACCUCAAGACUGGUAAACUAGAUGCCUUCAUCUAUGAUGCGGCUGUGCUAAACUACAUGGCGAGGAAAGACGAGGGCUGUAAGGUGAUGACCAUUGGCUCGGGCAAGGUGUUCGCCACCACGGGCUACGGCAUCGCACUGCAUAAGAACACCCGCUGGAAACGCCCCGUGGACUUGGCCCUCCUGCAGCUGGUGGGAGACGAUGAGAUCGACAUGCUCGAGCGCCUGUGGCUCUCGGGGAUCUGUCACAACGACAAGAUUGAGGUGAUGAGCUCCAAGCUGGACAUCGACAACAUGGCGGGGGUCUUCUACAUGCUGCUGGUGGCCAUGGGGCUCAGUCUGCUGGUUUUCGCCUGGGAGCACCUGGUGUACUGGAAGAUCAGGCACUGCCUGGGCCGCUCCGGUGGCAUGGACUUCCUAUUGGCCCUCAGCAGGGGUAUGUACAGUUGCUGCAAGUUUGAAGAUGAAACCGUCUCUGGAAGCCUCAGAAACACACUUCCCCUAUAUCAGAGUGUUCCCACAAUGCCACCUCCACCCCAAUCCCACAUCUCAGCGGCUGUAACCUGUAACACUACUCUUGCCAUGGUGCAGCAGCAGCAGAGGCAUCAUCACCAGCAGCAACAGCAGCAUGAGCAGCAGCAGCAGCAACAGCAAGCAUACAGCAUGCUUCCUGCUGGAUCUCCGCCAACUACUGGGUACUCUGCAAUGGCCCUUGGGCCAUCAAACAGUCCCCUUUUGGAGGGUCCCAUGCCGUGCUCCACUUUUCUGCCUCGCCAUGACCGCAGAUUGGCUGUGGUAGACCGCUGGAACCGUCCCAAGCCCAGCACGGACAAGCCGAUUGGUGGCAGCGGUGGGAUCCCAGACAUGGCACAGUUUCAACAGGGCUUGCCCCCUCAUUGGGCUGGGGGAGCCYGUGGAGGGGACGGMYGRCUGGAUGAAUACAAYCGAUACUAUGGCCCGAUCGAUCCAGAGGGCUUAGGGGCAAAUGCUGACCCACAAACAGGUGGCUCUCAAACCCCCAAAARMAACCAGAGGGGYACAAAGUCCUCAGGAAUGCCWKGYCUACCUUCUAAAGGACCGCCCCCUGGGCACUUAAUGUCCAAGCCCCCUCUACCGCUCCCCUCAUCCCCACAUCSYCCGCRAUUUUGGAGAAGAGGCAGCCUCCCMAAAAGAAAGGGCUCCGGGGGGCCUCUGUAUGAGAACAUCCUCCCCRUGGGGAGAAGAGGGGGAGGGCGGUACGGKGCAAGGGAUGGAGGUGGCAGGCGAYGCCGURGCCCUCCCCCACUCCCWUUGCCUGUCCCUGUCMCGUCCCCUGCCCWCACUACRCCUACCACUCCRUCUCARUCCGRCCUCUACACCUCSAGCUCCUGCUCCUCCACCUCAUCKAGUUCAUCCUCGUCCUCAUCCUCCGUCUCCCUCUCACGGUCCAACUCACCCUCAUCCUCCACCAUCACAUACACAUCGUCCCAGAGUUUUAAGUACAGGGCUGGCAGUAGGGAUGUCGAGGACGUUUAUGACUCUGAUGAGCUGAUAGAGGAGUCUAGCCUCCUGCUAGGACGGAGAAAGGGCAAAUCCCGACGCAUGUCCUCUCGCUCACUGCCUUGCAGUCCACCCCCUCCGCCUGUACCACCCCGCAAGCCUCGUCUACAGUAUGAGAGAGAGAGGGCUGGGAGCCAGCUAGCCCAGCUGCAGGAGUGGUGGACCUCCUGGGGUGAGAGAGAAAGACUUAGAGGAACAGGAACCAGGGCCGAGGGGAAGGAGGAGAAACGGCAUCACAAAGACAGAGAAAGGGAGAGAAAGAGAAGGAAGAAAGGCCGGAAGAAAAAAAAGAGAGAGGAGAAGGAGAGAGAGCGGGAGCGCAAGCGGCAUAAAGUGAAGAAGAAGAAGAAGAAAGAGGAGAAGGUGAAGAGAAGAGAUCGGGGCAAGCGAUCAGAGCACGAGGAGGGAGGUGGUGAACAGAGAGGGCAGCUCAAAGCGAUAACGCAAGAGGCCUACUCCUCCUACCCGGCUCUGAGGCGUGACUCUAUGAGGAAAAAGAGUGAAGGUUCUAUCAGAAGUUACGGAUGGGAUAUUCCAAGGGAUGAAGASAGGAGAGAMAGKGAGGARAAGGAAAMAGAUGAUGGAGASGACACUAGAGGCAAGGAAAGYKACAGAAGUCCURACUCUCGCCACAGGCAUGCAGYUAGGCCUUCCAGUUCCAGCAAGCAGUACCAGAGCRCCAGWAAACCCUCAACCMCUGUCAAAUUCUGGGGAGCYGGAAACCCAUCSUCAGAGARUCCUUCAUCUGCAUUUCUYCCACUGAUCCCRRUCUCYUCCAGGCGCAGGAGUAAGGGUUCAGAUAGAGAGGCCCUAGGGAAAGAAGGGGAGAKGCGCCCCCUGUUGGGCAGGAACGAYAYAGUGGAGGUUCACUSCAAAGAAGGURUGUCGUUUCAUGAGUGGGAUUCCGAAGAUGAUGAUGAAGAUUCCGAGGAGGAACGGAGAAAAGUGGAGCAAGAGAAGAGACACAAGAGAAGACGAAGGACCGCAUCAGAGUCCGAAAGGGAAKGRGAUAAGYUGGUGGGCAUCUACUCKGACGACGACGGCUCCUCGGGAGAAUURGGAAAGUUCGAAAGGUACUGGGAMGGUCAUGAGGGUAGYGCGGUUGGGGGKAUAGGAGGGGGAGGUUGGUUUUUCGGCACUUAUCCCGCCAGAGAAAAAGCCGGCAGCAUAAACAGUAGGGAUGGCUCGUUAUUGGGCCGUGGGGAGGGAUGGGGCGGAGCAGGGGGAGCAGGGGAAGGUGGCUGGGGAUCAGGUGAAGCCUGGGGUUCAAGGAGGAUAGGUGGUACACAGUGGCCUCCACCUCCAUUGACACCACCAGCUCCUCGAAGAUACUGGUCCGUGGACAAGCUUCCCGUGAAGGAGGAGAAGAAAGAGAAACGGAAGGACAAGGACAAAGGGCGAGGUGAUGUGGCUUGCAACUGCCAAUCUGCCCUCGAGCAUCAACACGCUCACUCUAAAUGGGCCAAGGUGAGCUCUCGUAGCCAGGAGGAGCUAUUUCUACACUGUCAACGUUUCGGGAGCAGCGCCAAUUCCAAACGGCAUUCCUUCAAACCCGACCGGACCCAGAAUCAACCCAAAUCGGGAAGCCAGUCCAACCUCAGCAUCCAGCGAACACAGCGGACGGACCGCAUUCGGCAGUCCUCUACAUCGCAAGCCCUCAUCCCCUCCCUCCCUCCACCAACACUCCCAGCCCUUCCUGCCCCUCCUUCUGCAUCCCAUCCCAUCCACGUCCCUCUUCCCACCUCGUCCUCUUCGGUCUCAUCUCCCUCUGUAGUAUCCUCCACCCCAGGCGCCCCCCAGCCGUCUUCUAUGGCUUCUGCUAGUGCCAAACUCCUGUACCAGAGACUGCGCUCAGUGCCCCAGCCCCAAAGGUUACAGUCACCUCACCUGCCCCUCAAGGCCAAGAGCCUCUGCUCACGGAGGGGGUCCGCACACUUCUCCAGUGUGGAGAGCGAGGUGUGA
Salvelinus sp. IW2-2015 is the source of this 6636-nucleotide messenger RNA. RefSeq lists its product as uncharacterized. Gene Ontology annotation, biological process: long-term synaptic potentiation; excitatory postsynaptic potential. Lineage: Eukaryota; Metazoa; Chordata; Actinopteri; Salmoniformes; Salmonidae. Gene Ontology annotation, molecular function: NMDA glutamate receptor activity. The record is from RefSeq and is a predicted model, not a curated record. Gene Ontology annotation, cellular component: plasma membrane; NMDA selective glutamate receptor complex.